This is a messenger RNA of Suillus bovinus, 1119 nucleotides long. Its product is annotated as ATP adenylyltransferase. Bases 1 to 1026 code for a protein of 341 amino acids. NCBI's taxonomy places the organism in Eukaryota, Fungi, Basidiomycota, Agaricomycetes, Boletales, Suillaceae. The record is from RefSeq and is a predicted model, not a curated record. Gene Ontology annotation, biological process: nucleotide metabolic process. Gene Ontology annotation, molecular function: ATP:ADP adenylyltransferase activity; ATP binding. The transcript has 6 exons.
AUGAAUGCCUCUGAUAUCAUAUCCGCAUUACCCAGUCGGUUCGAAGCUGCGCAAUCUUCAGGGGAUCUAUUUUUCUUCCCGUCGGAAGUGAGCAAGCAUGAGGAGAUCGGAGUAGAGUGGGAGAUUCGUGUAUGUACGGCGCUUCAGAAGAAACCAGUCGCGUCUCUACCUGCUGGGGAAGCAGGACUCGCAUCAUCUAAUCAGUCAGACGAGAAUUCCAAGAAAUCUGAUCCAUUUGCACCUCCGUAUGUCUCGAAUCUCCAUGUCGGUGAUUUACGCGACGAAUCGUCUGGGGCGGAAUAUGGUGUACUGCUAAACAAGUACUCGGUCGUCCCUCAUCAUUUCCUUCUUGUAACCAAAGAAUUCAUGCCGCAAAACUCACCCUUACUCCCUCACGAUCUAGUCCAAACUUAUCUGCUCCUCCUUGCAGCCCGCAAAGCACGUAAAAACUUCUUCGCGUUCUACAACUGCGGAUCAAACAGCGGAGCCAGUCAAGACCACAAACAUAUCCAGUUCAUCGAAGUCGAGGAGGAUGGACCUCCGAUCGAAAGAUUAGCCAGAGCCGCGAAUCUUGAAGUCUCAGGCAAACCCUUUUCGCUGUCAUCCGUACGAUAUGCAAACCAUGUAUAUCGGCUUCCGACUCUGUCGAAUAGCGCAUCGCCGGAGCAGCUCGAACAAACGUUGUUCCUUCCGUUUCUAGCCCUCUUGGAUCUUGUGAUUUCGACCGUACGACAUGCCCCGGAUUACCCGUCUGGUACCCCCUCCUAUAAUGUGAUUCUGACAUUGGAACACAUGCACCUGAUCCCGCGACGCUGGGAAACCUAUACCCUAGGAGAGUCGGGGGCGACGCUGGGCGUCAACUCGCUUGGGUUUGCUGGCAUGCUGAUGGUGAAAAGCGAGUCCGAACGUCAGGCAUUAGAGCAAGAGAAGAUCGAAACGGUCCUGAGAGGUGUUGGUGUGGAAAGUGUGCAUGAAUUGCAAGUUGCUGGUACAUCGAUGGAAGCGAUGGAUGAGACAAGUGCUUGAUAGUAAUGUAUACAUGAUCGUAGAGAUUUCAUACACGUACGAGGCAAAAUUUCUACUCGAAGGAUAGCAAGAAAUAGGAAGCGUUCAAGACUA